CGCCUUAGUCCCUGCAGCAGCAGCAGUAGCAGCAACAGCUGUCUCUGUGUCUCUGUCUCUCUGUGUCUCUGUCUCUGUGUCUCUGUGUGUUACAGGUUGAUGUGUGGUGUGAUGACUGUUGAUGUUUGAGUGUGUGACAGAGGAGUGGGAGCUUCUGGAAGCUUCCAUGUUGAAAUGUGGUCACUUAAGUGAGAGAAAAAGAGGAAAUGUGUGAGUGUUUUAUAUCGUAGCUGGAGGACAACACACCGAGGUGAGAUGAGGGACCGACUGUAUGAGCUGCAGAAUUUCACUCUGCAACCUGUAGAGGAGACGCACAGUCCUGAGGAGAACUACAACCACCCCCCUGAUGACGAGGAGCUCCUGGAGCAGCAGGCCAUCGUGUUUGAUGGAGAAGACCUGAUAGAAAGCAUGCACAGGGAGGUGCAGACCAUGAGGAAGAAUAUUCAGCAGCUCCGGACGGACGUCAAGCGUCUCGGGAAGCAGAACAGCAGGUUCCUCACGUCUGUCAGGAGGAUAAGCAGCAUCAAGCGGGACUCCAACGCUCUGGGGCGAGACAUCAAGGUCAGAGGUGAGGCCAUUUAUGCACGGUUGGAGCAGAUGGGGAAGCUGUGUAAGCACCUGGAUGAGGAGCAGGGGCCGACCUCCGCUACUGCUCGCAUGGUGCGCUCACAGUAUGUAUCGCUGACCAACACCUUCCACAACGCCAUAUCUGAGUACAACGAAGCCGAGAUGGCCCAGAGGGAGAACUGCAAAACACGCAUCCAGAGGCAAGCCGAGAUCAUGGGCAAGGAGGUGAGCAGGGAGCAGAUAGACGAGAUGAUCGAGACGGGCAAGUGGAACGUCUUCUCCGAUAAUCUCCUCCUUGAAGGAAAGACUGCAAGGUCGGCUCUCAGUGAGAUUGAGACCCGGCACAAGGAGCUUCUGGAGCUGGAGGGCCGCAUCAGGGACAUUCAUGAGCUUUUCUCUCAGAUGGCCAUGCUGGUGGAGGAGCAGGGCUGCAUGCUGGACAACAUAGAGGCAAACGUCAGUGCUACUGAGGACUACGUCACCAAGGCUUCAGCUCAGGUCAAGAAGGCUGUGAGAUACAAGAAAAACAAUCCGUGCAAGAAAAUCUUUUGCUGUUGCUUCCCUUGCUGCAACUAAUCGGCAGAUCAGCUCUGUUUUUCUUCUUUUUUGUGCUUUAAUUUGUGGAUUUAUUUAAAACUUAAGUGCAUAACUUUUAAAUAUUAACAAAUGUAUGUAACCACUAAGCUGAUCAGCGCCACAUGACUCACUGUUUUUCUCAGCACAGCAGUGUUUAGAUCUUGUGUCGCCCGUUGACAAUAAGCCGCCAUGCACAGAAAGUGAUUCGUUUAACGUCAAGACAGAUGGAGACAGCAACAUUGCGCUAGUAAAGUAAGACACUUGUCCCUUAGGCCAGUUGUCCUGGUGUCCUCCUUCACAACAUCCACAGCAAACAAAUAAUGUUGCACUUGUUUCUGUUCACAAAGACCAAACAGAGGUUGAAUGAUACCAUCAUUAAGUAAAAUCUCCAAAUGUUAUGCACUGCAGCUUUAACUGUAAUGAAUCAAUGACUCUACUCGUCUCUUUACCGAGCCAGUUUCAAACCACAAGUUCAUAUGCAAACACAGUGUUUCGUUAGAUAAGGGUGUUACAUUUCCUGAUUGUUACUGAGAACAGCUUAGACAUGUCAGGUCUUACUGCCGUGUCUUUGGUUCAUAGCGACAGUGUAAUUACUGUAAUGCACAACUAACUGCUUUUUCUUAUUCACUUUCACAUUUCUAACUUGUUUUAUAACCCUAUGAAAGUCGUGUUAAGUAUGAUUUACACGCCUUUUAAAUGCUUUUUUUUUUUAAAGUGGCACACUGUGGUCGUCAGUGUGAACCUGGAGCAGAAAGUACGGCCUAUUUCUCGUUACGGCCGUUGCCUCACACUUCUUUAGAAAUGCAUUUAGGACAAAACAGACACAACCUCUGAUUGUGGUUAACCUGUUGUGUGUAGUUACCACCACCUACAGACAGGAUCUUAAGUUAGCUUAGCGCUCAGUGAUAAAACUGUCUGAGCUUCAGUCGUCCUUGUUUCCCCAUCACGUUGGUGCUAUAGGGCCUGUUAGGUUUUCUCUGAUAUUUACAAAUGCAUACAUGUGUUUUCAUUUAGGGAGAGUAACGACAACAGAGAGGAUGACAAACUGAUCAGGUCAGAUGACUUUCUGUUUGCACAGCGGGCCUAUCCCUCAGCCCUGUUAAUGAGAGUAAAACUGAAAUGAUUGUAUAUGACUGUGUCUCUUACACCCACUAGGGGAAUCCCAUUCAGUAUGAAAAUGAGACCCUCUCAUAUGUGUGAGCAUCGUACUGUACGCAGCACACACACACCACAGUCUCUUCUUCUGUGUUGAAAUGGGUGCGCAAUGACUGCACUUCCUCUCUUGUGUGUGUGAGGGGAAAAAAUGUACCAACAGCAUGACUGGCUUUAUUUGCACUGUGGUUUAAUUGGUUUACUCAGUCAGACCCGUUCUCCCAUUGUUGUGUUGAUCUUGUCUUUGGAUCAUUGUCGUCAUGAGUCUGUGUGAUGUGAUGUGUGCUCACAGCAACCAGGAUGGCCGAGUGGUUAAGGCGUUGGACUUAAGAUCCAAUGGACAAUAGUCCUCGUGGGUUCGAACCCCACUCCUGGUAGGAAAUGGAAGUUUUAAAAUCAGAAUAUUUGUAGUACAUGAAAACCCAUUGGGAAUAUUUGAAAGCUGUUGUUGUGUGCUCCCAUGUUGGGUAUUUCCUCUAUUAACUUAAUUGUGGUGGAUCUGUUUGGACCUUGCCAGCAUCCUGUUCCAUGUUCGUACUUCAUCAAAGCGUAAAUGUCAUUUUCGGGACCUGCCCAUUUCCCCCAAAUGUCUUGCACCACAAUUCUCUAUCACUUUAUUCGAACACAUCUGGAAACAUAUAUGCAGUUUUAAAUAACCAAUGUUAAGCCAAAAAAACAGCCUUUGGAGGUAUAGUGUCAAGUAUUUAGUGUGACCUCCCCUUUCAUUUUAACAACAGCUCUUAAAUUUCUAGAGCAGUGGGCAGCAAUUGGUGACUCGUGGGCUAAAACUGGCCUGCCAGCAUCAGUAUCUGGCCGGGCAGAUGAUUUAACAAAUCUGACACAAAAAAACUACAAUUUCAUAUCGAAUUCAGAGCUUUUAUUCUGAAAAAAAUAUGGACCGCUUCAAAUAGAUUCUGUUGCUAGAAUUGACAGGUAACCUAAACUAAAUGUUUGGUUUGGAAAAUAAAAGAAGAUACAAUGUUGUGGCCCAAAUAUUCAAUUGCUUACAAAUAAAAACUGGCCUUUUUUCUACUAUUUCAUGUUGAGAAAUAUCUUCAUUGAAAAAGACAAAGCUUAUUAGUUCAUUCCAAUCCAAAUGCCAAUGAUCACAGAAUUUGACAGACAUAAAAAUGAUAAACUCGGUGAUGCCCUGAGACUUUUGCACCAAAUUAGAAAUAUUAAUGUCAAUGCUACUAUUUCUGUCAUUUUUAUGUUAUUUCUACCACUCUUACGUUUUUUUUCCCCUUGAACAUGUGACCUAGUUUUGUUCUAUAAUAAGACGAAACAAAGCCACAUAUGAUUCAUCACAGUGAAGGAACAGUAGAACAUUUCAUCCUGUCAUGUCAGGACCUCUUUUUUUAAUUUGAUGAUCUGGUGCCACCUAGUUGUAGAAGACGGGACCAUUCAUCUUUUUUUAAUCUUACCAUUGAAAUGAAGCAGUCAUGUCUCUGUUUACAGUAACUGGACAGUGAUUUUGUAAACCAGUAGUGCCCACAAAGAGGCCUGGAAUUAAGAGUAUUUUUAGUAACUUUAGCAUUAUUAUUGUUAUUAUUAUUAUCAUCUACAUGGAGUCUUACGUUUUAAAAAAAGGUAUGGGCAGUUUUGGAUUAAGAUACAUUUUUUACCUUGCAAGGUCGGGCAGUUUACGGACACUGUGCAGCAAUGUAGAGGUUUGUGUUGUUGCAUAUUAUAUAUAUAUACUGUAUAUCCAACUAUGAAAUUAAAAGGAUGUGAUGUGUUUGUGCUUAUUUGCACCUCA
Molecule: messenger RNA, 4054 nt
Organism: Solea solea (common sole)
Lineage: Eukaryota; Metazoa; Chordata; Actinopteri; Pleuronectiformes; Soleidae
Gene: stx11a
Product: syntaxin 11a
Exons: 2
Coding region: 256-1143 (295 amino acids)
Biological process (GO): exocytosis; synaptic vesicle fusion to presynaptic active zone membrane; intracellular protein transport
Cellular component (GO): presynaptic active zone membrane; endomembrane system; plasma membrane
Molecular function (GO): SNARE binding; SNAP receptor activity
Source: RefSeq, a predicted model, not a curated record